AUGACCAAAGGAGGUAAAAAACCAACAGCUCAUAAAAAGGUUGUAUCAACAUUUACAAUUCAAGAGCCAGAAGAAUUCAAAGAUAACACUAGAGAAUUAAAAGCUGAAGCUGAAAGAGUUAGACAAGAAGGAUUUAGAAAGAUUAAAGAAGAGAAAUUACAAAAGGAACAAGCUUUAAUCAGAGAAAAGCAAGAGGCUGAAGCAAAGAAAAAAUUAGAAGAACAAGAGAAAUUAGAACAAGAACAAAAGAAAAAACAACAAGAAGAAGAGGAUAAAAAAAGAAAACAACAAGAAGAAGAGGAUAAAAUAAAACAACAACAAUUGAAAAAAGAGGAAAAAGAAAAAGAAAAAGCUGCUGCUGCCAAUCCAAAAUCCUCAAAACUUGAUAAUAAAAAAGAGGUUGAAGAAUCUAAAGUUGUUGAAAUUUCAACUCAACCAACUACCACUACCACCACCACCACCAAUCAAGUAAACAACAAUAGCAAUAAUAAUAAUAAUAAUGAUAUUUCAUCACCAUCAACUCAAUUAAAGAAACAAAAUGGUAAAAAAGUAGUAAAAAGAAAACAUAGUACUCAAUUAAGUGGAUUUGAAAUUAGUGAACCAUCAAGUUUCGAUGAUGAACAAUUCAAAAUCGAUAAUGAGGAUGUUAUUAGAUUAAGAACAAAAUUCAUUAAAGUUACAAAACCAAAGAAAAAUAAAAAGAACGCAAGUAAAUCUGGUUCACCAGCAAUCAUUUCAUCAAAUACUACUUCAGAAUCUGUAACACCACAAAAUUUUGCUCAAGAAAAUUCUCCACCAACUACAACUCCAGCCACAACUCAAACUCAAGUAACUGAAAAACCAAAACAACAAGAAGAAGAAAAAGAGGAAGGAGAAAAAGAAGAACCAAAACCAGUUGUUCCAGAAAUUAAAAAAAUUGGAAUUAAAUCAUCACCAAAAGCUGAACAAAAACCACAUUAUACUAUUCCAAAAAAGAAUAAACAACAACAACAACCACCAAAACCAACAACCAAUGAAGCUAAACCAGCUGGUGAAACUAAAAAAUCAACUGGUAAAAAAUCACCAAAACAAUCAAUAACUAAAAAUAAAUCUGCUACUUUCACAAUUAUUGAACCAUCAUUUGGUAUUCAAGCUCCCUCAUCAAAUACUACAACCGCUACUCCAGUUGAAGAUUCAUCUUCAAAAACUGUUGAUUCAACUACUACAACAACCACAACAACCUCUACUGCAACCAAAACACCAGCUAAACCAACUCCAACUCAAUCUAAAAAGAAACAAAAUAAAAAGAAACCAUCAACUACAAAUAAAUCAGAUGAUGAUAUUGAGGGACUUUUAAAACAAAUUAAUGAUCCAAAACAAAGAAAAGUCAAACAACCAACCACUACCGCCACUCCAGUAGUUUCCAAAGAAGAUGAAGCUAAAAAACAAAAAGCUGCACAAGAAUCUGCUGAGAAAAAGAAAUUGACUGAUCAAAACAAAAAGGAAGCUCAAGAACAAGAAAAGUUAAGAGUUGCUGAAGCUAAAAAAGUUGCUGAUGCAAAAAAAGCUGCCGAUGCUGAGGAAUCAAAGAAAGCUGCCGAUGCCAAGAAAGCUGCUGAUGCAGAAGCAAAGAAAGCUGCAGAAGCAAAGAAAGCUGCUGAUGCAGAAGCAAAGAAAGCUGCUGAUGCCAAGAAAGCUGCUGCUGAUGAAGAAGAAGCAAAGAAAGCUGCUGAUGCCAAAAAAGCUGCCGAUGCCAAGAAGGCUGCUGAUGAGGAAGAAGCAAAGAAAGCUGCUGAUGCCAAGAAAGUUGCUGAUGCAGAAGCAAAGAAAGCUGCUGAUGCUAAGAAAGCUGCUGAUGAAGAAGAAGCAAAGAAAGCUGCUGAUGCAAAGAAAGCUGCUGAAGAAGAAGAAGCAAAGAAAGCUGCUGAUAUCAAGAAAGCUGCAGAAGAUGCCAAAAAAGCAGAAGAUGCCAAAAAAGCAGAAGAUGCCAAAAAAGCAGAGGAGGAUAGAUUAGAAGCAGAGGCAGAAAAGAAAAGAUUAGCAGAAGAACAAGCAAAGAAAGAGGCAGAUGCAAAGAAAGCAGAGGAGGAUAGAUUAGCAGCCGAAGCAGAAAAGAAAAGAUUAGAAGGGGAACAAGCAAAGAGAGCAGAAGAAGAUAGAUUAGCAGCUGAAGCAGAAAAGAAAAGAUUAGCAGAUGAAGCAGAAAAGAAAAGAUUAGCAGAUGAAGCAGAAAAGAAAGAGGCUGAAGGAAAGAAAGCAGAAGAAGAUAGAUUAGCAGCUGAAGCAGAAAAGAAAAGAUUAGCAGAUGAAGAGGCAGAAAAGAAAGCAGCAGAAUCAAAGAAAUUAGCUGAAGAAGAAGAAAAGAAAGCAGUAGAGGCCAAAAGAUUAGCAGAUGAAGAAGAAGAAAAGAGAGCAGCAGAAUCAAAGAAAUUAGCUGAUGAAGAACAAGCAAAGAAAGCAGCACAAGAAGAAGAAGAGAAAAAGAAAUUAGAAGAAGAAGAAGAAAAGAAGAAAGCUGCUUCUGAGCAAGCUGAACAAAAACAAGUUGCUGAAGAUUCUGAUAAAAAGAAAGCAGACGAAGCAGAAAUUCGUCCAUUAUCUCAUCCAACCCUUUCAAGACCAUCUAAAAAAUCAUCAUCGUCAUUAAAGUUAAAUAGAGUUGAAACUGAAUCAGAGGUCGAAGCAUCAAAAUCUGAAGAAACCAAAGAAGAGGAAAAACCAGAACCAGAAGAGGAAAAACCAAAAGUAGAAUAUAAACCUGAUUUUAAACCAGUUGGAGGUAUUGAUAUUUUUGGUGGUGCCAAAAUCAAUCCAGCCGAAGUUGUUUUAAAGAAAACUACCUCUUCAAGUAAUAUCAUUGAACAUACACCAGCACCAGCACCAGAAGAACAAGGUACAUUUAAUUUCCGUUCAGUUUUAAAGAAUUCAAAAUCCAGUGAAAAAUUAUCCGAAUUUGCAAAUGGCGGAUCUACCACCUCCUCAACAACUACUACACCUUCAACAGGUACUCCAGUUAAACCAACCUUAUCAAAAUCACCAUCUGUUGUAAAUAAUAAAUCAACCACCUCAAUUCCAAUUCCAACUUCCUCACCAGUUAUUUCCCCAGCUGCUGUUACCUCUAUGCCAUCAGAAGCUGUUGGAACUUAUACUUAUGAUGAAUUAAAGAAUUUCAAAACCAAUGGUAUCAAUGUUGAUCCAAGUAAAUUAGAAAUCUAUUUAAGUGAUGAAGAAUUUACAAAGGUUUUAGGUAUGUCCCGUACUGAAUACAUUAAAUUACCAGCAUGGAAACAAAAAAAUAAGAAACAAGAUGCUAAACUCUUUUAA
Dictyostelium discoideum AX4 is the source of this 3303-nucleotide messenger RNA. RefSeq names its product villin headpiece domain-containing protein. The transcript has a single exon. The record is from RefSeq and is a predicted model, not a curated record. Gene Ontology annotation, molecular function: actin binding. The coding region runs from base 1 to 3303 and encodes 1100 amino acids. Lineage: Eukaryota; Evosea; Eumycetozoa; Dictyosteliales; Dictyosteliaceae. Gene Ontology annotation, biological process: cytoskeleton organization.